AUGGAGGGCCAAAUUGCGGCAGUGUGUCAGAACAUUGAAACCCUUUUGCAGCAGCUUCAAAAUGAAGGCACCCUCGACGAGCAAUUCCAACAGUUGAUGCAGUUGCAGGACGACACCAAUCCGGACUUCGUCGCGGAAGUAGUCCAGCUUUAUUUUGAGGAUUCAGUACAGAAAAUAGAGCGCAUGGGAGCUAUGCUCAGUAGUUCAGCACCAGAUUUUAAGGAGCUCGACCAGCUGGUGCAUCAGUUUAAAGGCAGCAGCGCAAGCCUGGGCGCGGCAACAAUAGCUCAGCUCUGCAUCAAGAUGCGCGAAGGCUGCCAGACGCAAAAUCAGCAGAUGUGUCUCGCGUUGCUCGGCCAGUUACGAGACUCUUACAUGUUGUUGAAGAGCAAGCUGGGCACCUUCAUGGCUUUGGAGCAACAGCGGAAAAAGCUGCAAGCGGACCUGGGGGGAUGA
Volvox carteri f. nagariensis is the source of this 456-nucleotide messenger RNA. RefSeq lists its product as uncharacterized. Bases 1 to 456 code for a protein of 151 amino acids. Gene Ontology annotation, cellular component: cytoplasm; nucleus. The transcript is spliced from 2 exons. Gene Ontology annotation, biological process: phosphorelay signal transduction system; phosphorylation; cytokinin-activated signaling pathway. Gene Ontology annotation, molecular function: protein histidine kinase binding; histidine phosphotransfer kinase activity. The record is from RefSeq and is a predicted model, not a curated record. NCBI's taxonomy places the organism in Eukaryota, Viridiplantae, Chlorophyta, Chlorophyceae, Chlamydomonadales, Volvocaceae.